AUGGCGGAACGUAAAGUUAUCAACAAGUAUUAUCCACCGACUUUUGAUCCUAAACUCAUUCCGAGGAGGAAAAUUGCAACCACCAAUCAAGUCAAAAUCCGAAUGAUGUUACCCAUGACCAUUCAAUGUACUGUAUGUGGAGAGUUUAUGUAUCAAGGAAAGAAAUUUAACUCUCGAAAAGAGACAGUUCACGGUGAAGAUUAUUUAGGUUUGAGAGUUUUUAGAUUUUAUAUUCGAUGUACAAGAUGUGCGAGCGAAGUGACUUUUAAAACAGACCCAAAAAAUAGUGAUUACGUUGCUGAACAUAAUUGUGUUCGAUCGUAUCCAUCUCAUGCUCGUGUUCAUGAAGAUAUCAAUGCUCAACUUUACGAUCAUGGUGAGGAUGCCAUGAAAAAAUUGGAAAACAAAACUCUAGAUUCGAAACAAGAAAUUGAAGAUUUGGAUAUUUUGGAUUCUAUUAAAACUAUCAAACAACUACAUAACAAGAUAUCUGCGGAUUCUUUACUUGAAAAAUUACAAAUUGAACAAUUGGAGGAAGAGGAAGCAAGAGCGACCACUGAACAUGAAUUUAAUGAGGACGAAUUGAGAGAAAUUCAAGAAUUUUCUAGAAGUCAUAAGCGAGUACAGCUUGAGGAUGAAGAUGACUUGGAAGAUGGCGUUCCAUCGUCUAAACAAAACAAUGAAAUCAGUAAGGCAGCACCAGAAGCAAGCUCAUCAUCGACUGAACCCUCUUCGACGAAAAAAGUGACGAUAGUACCAACGGCUCUCCAGUGCGCUCUCGUCAGAAGAAAAAAUAGAUGCAAACCUCAAAAAGAGAGAUAG
Messenger RNA from Naegleria lovaniensis, 822 nucleotides. RefSeq lists its product as uncharacterized. Lineage: Eukaryota; Heterolobosea; Eutetramitea; Acrasida; Naegleriidae. The record is from RefSeq and is a predicted model, not a curated record. Gene Ontology annotation, biological process: mRNA splicing, via spliceosome. Gene Ontology annotation, cellular component: U2-type catalytic step 1 spliceosome. Bases 1 to 822 code for a protein of 273 amino acids. The transcript has a single exon.